Pimephales promelas (fathead minnow) is the source of this 2538-nucleotide messenger RNA. Its product is annotated as interleukin-2 receptor subunit beta. Gene Ontology annotation, cellular component: membrane; external side of plasma membrane. Gene Ontology annotation, biological process: cytokine-mediated signaling pathway; immunoglobulin mediated immune response. The record is from RefSeq and is a predicted model, not a curated record. Gene Ontology annotation, molecular function: protein binding; cytokine receptor activity. NCBI's taxonomy places the organism in Eukaryota, Metazoa, Chordata, Actinopteri, Cypriniformes, Leuciscidae.
AGGAGCUUUAUUUCUGACAGAAGUGAGACGCGGUUUACAGAAGCGAGAAACAAACCGCAAGGAUUUUACCAUUGUGAUCUCUUCAAACGAAAACACACACAGAGAGAGACAGAGAUAAAGAUAUAACGAAAAGGGAAACCCUAUGUCUCAAAAGCCUUGAGUAAAUCAAGGUCUGAAAGUUUGAGCUCCCGCUGGACGACGGAGAGAUGGAGGAGAGCAGAUUUACAGAUGUGUGCUGAGAGGAAAACAGCAUCAUGCAGACUCUGACGAUGAUGAUGAUGACGAUAAUGAUGAUGUCAUUCCUGUAUUCAGCGCUUGCACAUCAAACUCUGGAGUGUUAUAAUGAUUUUAGAAACAUCUUCACGUGUGUGUGGGACACACACUCUCUGCACAUCCGACCCGACACCAGCUGCACCCUCAUCGUAACGGUUACAAAGCAACAAAAUGUGUUUGAUCUUAGUAAAUCAGUAAAGAACGCGCAGAUGUUGGCGGACCCGACCCGGACACACAUUCGCUCCGCCACCGUGGAUUUUAACUUAAAGAGGGGUAUAAUAACGUCAUUCGCCCAGCUGGAGGAAGAGGUUCGAUGUGAAAAUUACUCCGAACCUUUGGCUAAAAUCGCACCGCAUGAUGUAUCAAUGACCGUAGUGAAACUGGCUCCUCCUCAGAAAGUGGAAGUCCGCGGGCUCAACGCUUCCUGGACUAUCAAUUCAACAUUACACACACCAAUGUUUGAGGUCCAGUUCAGAACCGCUUCUCAGAGCUGGACGGAUGUGAAGAUAGGACAGACUGAAGCAACUCAUCUGGAUCUUCCGGAGGAUGAUCUGUACUUACAGGAACGCUACGUGAUCCGCGUGAGAGUCAAGCUUGAUCUUACAUUCGCGAACUGGAGCGACUGGAGUCAGGAGUACAGCUGGACAUCGGAAGUGGGCCGGACCCGCCCCACACCAGGCGUCCCCGUGUUGCUGCCGCCGGAUUGGUCAGUCGCAGGAUUCACACUGACAGGAUUCACUCUGGUUCUCGUAUCGGUGUGUGUUCUCAUCUUCUGCGACAGGAGAAAGAGCCUAAAGAAGAACUGCUCGCGGUACAUCCCUGAUCCCGCCAUGUUCUUCGGAGAUCUCAACUCUCGACACGGAGGGAAUUUCACGUCUUGGCUAGGGCCGUUUUUAGCGCAUGAGAGCUUCAUCAAAGUGGACACGGAGUGUGUGAGUCCCGUGGAGGUCCUGAAGCCAGCGGACGCCGGGGAUUCCCGAAGCUCACCCCGAGACCGAGACAGCGGCGGCCUGCAGGACCGAUGGGACGGAACCAGCAAAUCCUCCAACUUCUCAAACUCCACCUACUUCUUGUCCCAGACCUCGAAGGGGGCGAUCGACACCCUGGAGCCCUGCUCGACGGACUCCUCCUACGGGCCAGCAGGGGGCGUCAGCGGGCCGGACCCGGGUCACGCUCACGUCACUCGUGAAUCUGAAGAGAAGGAGCUUGAGCUGAAGACCCUGGAGAGGCUCCGGCAGGACACGCAGAGCCCAGACUCGGGUUUCGCCGGCGGGGCCGAGGACAGCAUGGAGGAGUCGGACCUUCCCAGUCCUCUGGCGUUAAACCUGACCCGGCUCCUGCCACAGGGCCUGCCGGCUCCUCAUCCCAUCAUGCACCUGGGCUUCAAGCACACGCCUGGUUUCAGCUGCGCGUUUCCGGGACUAAUGGAGCUGGACCUUCAGAGCCCGUGUGGGAUGAUCGAGCCCUCUAGUGGCGAUUACAUGCCAGUGAAGAGUGUGCAGAAUUAGCAUUGUUCACGGUUCAGACUGAAGAGGUCAUGGAUAAUCAGGACUCGCUGAGCUGGAGUCAGAAACGCUCAGGGCUUGACAUUAACACCAGCAAUUUACAUUUUGCAAAAGCCAUCUCAUCAAAAGACAUCUGAAAUAAUAAACUAAGAGCAAAAAUAUAGAUUUUUCUAUAUGUGAAAGGCUUCCAAUGAUCAUUUUCCUCAGAAUAGAUACCGAGCGUCAGGGUCAUGUUAGUCGAGCUCGCAUCAGUGACAUCAGCGGAUCCACGUCUACUAUAGGAAGACAACGCAUAUCAAUGUAUAUAUAAGAUCGUUUGUUUCUCAGGAGCUCGUUACCCUCCUCCCUCCCCAGCUCCCUUGUUACAUAUAUUUUAGUAUGUAUAAAUUGGGUAUCUUUUGAAAGCUUAAGAGCUCAGAAUUCAUCCUCUGAAAACCGUUUUGAAAUUGGACGCUGUGUUACCAUAGAAACGGUGCUCCAAAUUCUUUUAUCGGCUCCUCCCCUUUUGGCCGUAAUCAUGCUCCAUAAUUUAUGAUCAAAACCUUUUCUAAUCUUUUUCAAAGGUCAGAAAGGUCCAUAUUUUGUGACAAAAGUGAUAUUUGGACAGAAAUGUAUUAAUUUGUUAUGGCAUAAUGCAUGGAAUGUAUGUCACCCGGUGGCUAUAUUUGGUAUUACGCCUGAACAUCAAUUUUUCUGAUAUCAAAUUCAAAUUUGGAACACAGCUUGGUUAGAUAAAUGGCUUUUGGUUUAAUAGUAAUUU